Molecule: messenger RNA, 1679 nt
Organism: Abrus precatorius (Indian licorice)
Lineage: Eukaryota; Viridiplantae; Streptophyta; Magnoliopsida; Fabales; Fabaceae
Product: cytochrome P450 85A-like
Exons: 9
Coding region: 205-1596 (463 amino acids)
Biological process (GO): sterol metabolic process
Molecular function (GO): heme binding; oxidoreductase activity, acting on paired donors, with incorporation or reduction of molecular oxygen; iron ion binding
Source: RefSeq, a predicted model, not a curated record
CCCACUAAGUUAUGAUCAUAGAGUAGGUGGGGUGUAUAUUAUUUGGCCUACUUAAUAUUCUCCUCUAUCCUAUUCUUUUGCACAGGUCGAUGCUUGAAGUGGCUUGGCCUAGAACCAAUCACAUUAUACAUGGCCAAAUUCUGAGGAACCUAUAAGAUAACAACAAUUCCUGAAGUGGGUAGCUUGUUGAGGCUUUUGAGCAUCAUGUCAAUACCAGAAAUAGUGUAUUGUAUAUUGGCUUUGGCUUUUUGUGCAUUCUUUGUAUUGCUGAAGUGGAAUGAGGUAAGGUACAGUAGGAAAGGAAUGCCACCAGGAACUAUGGGUUGGCCUAUUUUUGGUGAGACUGCAGGGUUUCUCAAACAAGGACCAGAUUUCAUGAAAUGCAAGAGAGCAAGGUACGGAAAUCUCCUCAAGUCUCAUGCAUUAGGCUCUCCUAUUGUCAUAAGCAUGGAUCCAGAGCUCAACAGAUACAUCCUCAAGAAUGAAGCAAAAGGUCUAGUUCCUGGCUACCCUGUGUCCAUGAGGAAUAUACUAGGGAAAAGCAACAUUGCUGAAGUUCAUGGGGCUCUUCAUAAACGUAUUAGAGGGUCAAUAUUAUCAUUCAUUGGUCCAGCUGCAAUUAGAGGCCAUCUUUUGCCAGAAGUUGACAAGUUCAUGACGUCUUUCCUUGACAAUUGGGAUGACAAAACCAUUGAUAUACAGCAAAAGACCAAACAGAUGGCAUUUUUUGUGUCAAUGAAAUUGAUUGUAGAAAAUGAACCGAGCCCUUUCAAUGAGGCCUUUAAAGCUACGUUUGACAACAUAGUGUCAGGAACAUUUUCCUUGCCUAUUAACAUUCCUGGCACGAAUUACUUCCGAGGACUUCAGACAAGGAAAAAAGUAGUUGCAACAUUGAAAGAGGUUAUAGCCAAGAGAAGAUCUUCUUUGUCUACUCAUGCUGAUAUCCUUGAUCAGCUUAUGAGAAAUGAAGAUUCGAGAUACAAACUUAAUGAUGAAGAAAUAAUUGAUCAAAUAAUCACAUUCUUAUAUUCUGGUUAUGAAACUGUUUCAACUACUACAAUGAUGGCUGUCAAAUAUCUACAUGAUAAUCCUAGAGUUCUUGAAGAAGUAAGGAAAGAGCAUUUUGCAAUCCAACAAAGUAAAAGACCAGAAGAUGUAAUAAGCUGGGAUGAUUAUAAGCUUAUGGUUUAUACACGUGGGGUGAUUUUUGAAACCUUGAGAUUGGCUAACAUUGUUAAUGGGGUAUUAAGGAAGGCCACCACAGAUGUUGAACUGAAUGGAUUUACCAUUCCUCAGGGAUGGAGAGUUUAUGUUUACACAAGAGAGACCAAUUGUGAUCCCUUCCUCUAUCGAGACCCUUGCAAAUUCAACCCUUCGAGAUGGCUGGAGAAAGGCUUAGAAUAUCAUAACCAUAACAUGUUAUUUGGAGCAGGAGUUAGAAUGUGUCCCGGAAAGGAACUGGGCAUACUUAUAAUCUCUCUUUUCCUUCACUAUUUUGUUACUACAUACAGGUGGGAAGUAGAGAGAAACAAACUCCUCAAGUUUCCCAGAGUUGAAGCACCAAAUGGAUUAUACAUAAAGGUGUCAAAAUACUAAAAAAACAAUACUUUGUUUAUAUAGAAACAUAUUCUGUUAGAUGCAAUAAACAAAUUGAUGCAUCAAUAAUCUUAUUUAACGUA